Thlaspi arvense is the source of this 3362-nucleotide messenger RNA. NCBI's taxonomy places the organism in Eukaryota, Viridiplantae, Streptophyta, Magnoliopsida, Brassicales, Brassicaceae. The record is from the annotation of a GenBank genome assembly.
UGUUGAUCAGGGUAAGAAAUUAAUUAUUUUUCUCUUAAUAAGAAGAGAGGAUUUUGUUUCUGGGAUAUCUUUUUCCUUCACCGCCCUUCUCAAAGGUCUCCACCUCUUUCUCUCUAUUUUUCGCUUUUCUGAACGAUUUUCAGGGUUUUGAUUAUCUCUCGCGUAUCUCUUGAUCGCAAAAGCUCUCCCGAUCCUUUUGAAUCGGGAUUCGCUGAUCGUCAAGGUCUUUUUUUGGGCUUAGGUUCUUGUGAGCUUCAAAAGCCAUCUUUCACCAUGGAGCGCAAGACGAUUGACUUGGAGCAAGGAUGGGACUAUAUGCAGACUGGUAUCACCAAGCUGAAACGGAUUCUGGAAGGACUUCCUGAGCCGGCAUUUGACUCUGAGCAGUACAUGAUGCUUUAUACGACAAUUUACAACAUGUGCACCCAGAAACCACCGCAUGAUUACUCACAGCAGCUUUAUGACAAGUAUCGUGAAGCAUUUGAGGAAUACAUUAGCUCAACAGUUCUGCCUGCUCUAAGGGAGAAACAUGACGAGUACAUGCUGCGGGAGCUGGUUAAAAGAUGGUCUAACCAUAAAGUUAUGGUUAGAUGGCUUUCCCGAUUCUUCUACUAUCUGGAUCGGUACUUUAUCGCUCGGAGAUCACUUCCACCACUGAAUGAAGUUGGCCUGACAUGCUUCCGUGACCUGGUUUAUAGUGAGCUGCAUUCCAAGGUCAAAGAAGCUGUAAUAGCACUUGUUGAUAAAGAACGGGAGGGCGAGCAAAUUGAUAGGGCGUUGCUGAAAAACGUAUUAGAUAUAUAUGUAGAGAUUGGAAUGGGGCAGAUGGAAAGAUACGAAUCUGAAGAAUGUCUAAAGAAGGAGAGGGAAAGAGUAGCUCACUAUCUUCAUUCAAGCAGUGAGCCAAAGCUGGUUGAGAAAGUACAACAUGAGUUGUUGGUCGUGUAUGCAAAUCAGCUUCUAGAAAAAGAGCACUCAGGGUGCCGUGCAUUACUGAGAGAUGACAAGGUUGAUGAUCUCUCCAGGAUGUACAGGCUUUAUCACAAAAUUGCGCGAGGUUUGGAACCUGUUGCAAACAUAUUUAAGCAGCAUGUCACAGCAGAGGGUAACGCACUUGUGCAACAGGCUGAAGACACGGCUACUAAUCAGGCUGCAAACACUGCUAACGGGCAGGAGCAGGUUCUUAUCAGAAAAGUCAUUGAACUACAUGAUAAGUACAUGGUGUAUGUCACUGAAUGUUUCCAGAACCACACCCUCUUCCACAAGGCUUUGAAGGAGGCAUUUGAGAUUUUCUGUAACAAAACAGUGGCUGGAAGUUCAAGUGCUGAAUUACUUGCUACAUUCUGCGAUAAUAUCCUCAAGAAGGGAGGAAGUGAAAAGCUGAGUGAUGAAGCUAUUGAAGAUACGCUUGAGAAGGUGGUCAAAUUGCUUGCUUAUAUAAGCGACAAGGAUCUUUUCGCCGAGUUUUACAGGAAGAAGCUGGCCCGUAGGCUCUUAUUUGAUCGCAGUGCUAAUGAUGAUCAUGAGAGAAGUAUCCUUACGAAGCUCAAGCAACAAUGUGGUGGGCAGUUUACUUCUAAGAUGGAGGGCAUGGUAACGGAUUUGACAUUGGCAAGAGAAAACCAGAACAAUUUCGAGGAGUAUCUAGGAAAUAACCCCGCUGCAAACCCAGGGAUUGAUUUGACUGUCACUGUUCUUACCACUGGUUUCUGGCCAAGCUACAAAUCAUUUGACAUAAAUCUACCUAGUGAAAUGGUCAAGUGUGUUGAAGUUUUCAAAGGGUUUUAUGAAACUAAAACGAAACAUAGGAAGCUUACCUGGAUCUAUUCACUUGGAACUUGUAACAUCAACGGAAAGUUUGAUCAGAAGCCCAUCGAGUUGAUUGUGUCUACAUACCAGGCUGCUGUGCUACUGCUGUUCAACAAUACUGACAGAUUGAGCUACAAUGAAAUAUUAACCCAACUGAAUCUAAGCCAUGAAGAUCUGGUGAGGUUGCUUCAUUCCUUGUCGUGUGCUAAGUACAAGAUUCUUCUCAAGGAGCCAGUCACAAAGACUGUUGCCCAGGGCGAUUAUUUUGGAUUCAACGCCAAAUUCGCAGAUAGGAUGCGCAGAAUAAAGAUCCCUCUCCCUCCAGUUGAUGAAAGGAAGAAAGUUGUUGAAGAUGUGGAUAAAGACAGACGCUACGCAAUUGAUGCUGCCAUUGUUAGGAUCAUGAAGAGUAGGAAGCCUGACAUUAAAGCGAUUAAGAAGCGUAUGGAGGAUUUAAUAACGAGGGAUUACUUGGAGAGGGACAAGGAGAACCCUAACAUGUUUAGGCUCGCUGCUAAGCGUCUUCUCGAGAUCCGUCAAGUUUUCCGCCAACCACCCUCUCAGGUGUCUCGUGGCUUAUCGACAGCCUUAAACUACCACCUCGAUUCUCCUGAUAACAAACCCGAUCUUCCAUGGGAGUUUUCGGAGGCAAACAAAUCCAAGGUUAAGGAGAUACUCUCUUACUAUCCUUCAAACUACAAGCAGUCUGCAGUUAUUCCUCUUCUAGAUCUUGCCCAACAGCAGCAUGGAGGCUGGCUCCCUGUUUCAGCAAUGAAUGCGGUUGCUAAAGUUAUAGAGGUUGCUCCUAUUCGUGUGUAUGAGGUCGCAACAUUUUACUCAAUGUUCAACAGGGCAAAGGUGGGAAAGUACCACCUGCUGGUUUGUGGCACAACACCUUGCAUGAUCCGUGGUUCACGAGAUAUCGAAUCAGCUUUGCUAGACCAUUUGGGAGUGAAACGCGGUGAAGUCACAAAGGAUGGUUUAUUCUCUGUUGGAGAGAUGGAAUGCAUGGGAUGUUGUGUUAAUGCACCCAUGAUCACUGUGGCAGACUAUUCCAAUGGAUCAGAAGGAUAUACAUAUAACUAUUUCGAAGAUGUGACACCUGAGAAAGUGGUAGAGAUUGUUGAAAAGCUGAGAAAAGGAGAGAAGCCACCGCAUGGAACUCAAAACCCGAAAAGGAUCAAGUGCGGACCAGAAGGAGGAAACACGACACUGCUUGGCGAGCCAAAGCCACCGCAGUUCCGUGACCUUGACGCUUGCUAAGCUAAACUUCUUUAAGCCGCCGGUUUUGUGUGGUUCAAUAACGCAAAAGGCUAUAGUGAUGUUUGAAGCCUAUAGCAUCAAUUUGAGUUUGCAUACUCUUUGUAGUCUUCUUGGUUUCGGAAUUUAGACCCCAUUUUAAAACGAAUGGCCAAAAGCAUCCUCCUCUCUUUUUUUUGUUAUGUAUCUCACUUCUAAGAUUUAUGUGAAAUUGUUGCAAUAAAGACUUGUAUGUGUUUUUUUAAAAAAAACAAUGCAUUAUUAUGACAAACCAAUCUCAGUUUUGAGGUAAU